Theobroma cacao (cacao) is the source of this 1024-nucleotide messenger RNA. RefSeq names its product Pathogenesis-related thaumatin superfamily protein. The record is from RefSeq and is a predicted model, not a curated record. NCBI's taxonomy places the organism in Eukaryota, Viridiplantae, Streptophyta, Magnoliopsida, Malvales, Malvaceae.
AGAGAAAUCCCAUCUUUUCACUCACUCAAGAAAAUGGCUUCUCCUUUGUGUGCUUCUCUGUUUUGCUUCGCGACCCUCUUUCUCCUAUGCAGCUUUGCUGCAGCUACUCAGCCUGGUCUCAUUUUGACACUUGUUAACAACUGCCCUUUCACCGUUUAUCCAGCUAUCCAACCCAACGCUGGCCACCCUGUCCUUGAAAGAGGCGGCUUCGCCCUCCAAACCCUGACCCACCGUUCCUUCCCUGCACCAACCGCCCACUGGUCCGGCCGUAUCUGGGCCAGAACCGGCUGCACCCACUCCAACGGCCAUUUCUACUGUGCCACAGGAGAUUGUGGCCACCGCAUAGAGUGCAAUGGCCUCGGUGGGGCCACCCCCGUCACGCUGGCACAGUUCAGUCUCCACCACGGUGGCCACAAGGACCUCUCUUCCUACGCCGUCAGCCUUGUGGACGGUUUCAACGUCCCCAUGACUGUGACCCCACACGAAGGCAAAGGCCUUUGCCCUGUCGUUGGCUGCAGGGCUAACCUACUCGCCACGUGUCCAGACAAGUUGCAGCUUCGGUCGCCGCCGGGUCACGGUCCGGUAGUGGGUUGUAAGAGCGGAUGCGAAGCCUUCGGUACGGACGAGCUUUGUUGUCGGAACCAUUACAAUAGUCCUCAAACGUGUAGGGCUUCGAGUUUCUCAGAGUUUUUCAAGCAUGCUUGUCCUGCCACGUUUACGUAUGCUCAUGACAGCCCUUCGCUCACGCACGAGUGUGCUUCGCCACGUGAGCUUAAGAUUAUCUUCUGUCACUAGGCAGACAUUAACUUAGAUUUCUUGUACCAGCUUGAGUUCUUGAGAGAUUUUAAGCAAAAAAAAAAAAAGACGAGGGAACUCUGGAUCUGUUCAUUUCGAGUGUUAUCGUAUAUCUAUUGUAUGUUUGGAAGUUGGGUUUUAAGAAUCAAUGGUGUUGAAGUGUAAUUGGAGUAUGUCUAAAUGAAAUGGAUGUUCCGUGUGAGUGCUUACUCUGUGUUGAUCAUAAAAA